UGCACUGGAAAUGAAGAUUGGAGUAAGAAUUUCAGAAUACAUGAAGCAAAGCUGACCAUGAAUCAACAGUUCUUAGAGACGUAUACAGUGCCAGGAAUGGACAACCAGACAGCUGUUGCUGUUCAGUCCCUGAUUGAUUCACAGGUCAUCACUGAGACUACUCCAGUUGAUGAAGAUGAUGUUUUCCAAUGCGGCAAGUGCAAGAAACAGUUUUGCUCACUGUCGGUCUUUCUAAGCCACAAACAGUCUCGCUGUAAUGGCCCUCGCCCCAUUUUGCAACAGGUAGUCUCUCGGACCAAUCAGAAUGCACAAGACAUUGUUCUUGCCACCAGUGCUAGGGGGGCUGCCCCUGCCCCAGAAACUGUUACAGUUGGCAGGGCACCACAGAUCAUUCAGUCCUCUAUUCCCUCCUACAAUAAUGUGACACCAGCUUCAGCCCUUGCUCAGAAUGUGGUGUUAACGGAUGAAUUGAUGUCAUUUGCUAAUAUUGAUCAAUCCCUUGGUAACCAGACAUUACAGCUGGGACCCCCUGUUUCCUCAGGAGGAUCAUAUCUGUCUCAGGUGGCAUCUUAUCCCUCCCAAUCCCCUAACAGUGUUACUAUCCUGGGUCCUAUCAACAGUGCCUCCACACUGCCGACUGGCACCACCACCUAUAACUCUGCUACUCAUAUUCAAAUUCAACCUGCCCCUACUCAGCAGGCAACACUAGUCACAAGGGCAGAGAAGAGCAUUGCCAACACAAUAGUUAAACCUAGUCCCACUAAAGCAGGGAGAAAAUCAGCCCAGGCUCAGGCUAACCUAGUCACAGUGGUGACCAGUGGGGCUGAAACCACUGGAGUGAGGAUGAGGCGAUGUAAAAAUGGUGGCUUGAUUGUGGAGGGGGAGAAGAAGAAACUCAUAUGUCAGUACUGCAACAAAGCCUUCACUAAGAACUUUGAUCUUCAGCAGCACAUUCGUGCACACACAGGAGAAAAACCUUUCCAAUGCAUUGUUUGUGGCAGAGCCUUUGCUCAAAAGUCGAAUGUCAAAAAACACAUGAAUACACACAAGGUUUGGCCUUCAGGAACAGGGAAAACAUUACCAGAACAGCCCCCUCUACAGGUGGAAAAUGUUACCACUGAACAAGCUGAUCAGACCUCCAAGGUCACAGGAAGUGAAAAGGAGCAGGGGAACAAUAAUACAACAGAGCCAAAGGAGGACACUAGAACCAAAGUCAUGAUAGACAACUCCUACGUGUGUCAGUAUUGUCCUAGCCGCUUCAAAUCUUACUUCCACCUCAAAUCCCACAUGGUGCAGCAUAAAAACCAACAGGUCUUCAAAUGCUCCAUGGCUAAAUGUAACAGAGUGUUUAAAGAAUUGGACUUCUUUCUGGAGCACAUCAAAGAACAUGAAUGUGAAAUGUCCUAUCGCUGCCAUACUUGCAGCAAGAUGUUUGUAUCAUUGUAUGAACUAGGGCUCCACCAAUAUACACACAGUUUGUAUCCUCACCAGGGACCCAAGACAGGGCCGAGGCAUUUUCAGUGCACUCGUUGUAUGAAUAAGUACUCCACUCCAGAGGCAUUGGAGCACCACAUAAACACAUCUUCCCAUGAUCACCCAUGCCCUCACUGUAACAAGUCGUUCACCUGCGAGAGAUAUCUACGUCGUCAUCUACCGUCACAUGGAUCAGAAGGUCAAUUUCAGUGUCCAACAUGUGAAAAGAAAUUUAAAGCAGAGCACUACCUGAAAAUGCAUGCCUUGAUUCACACAGGAGAAACUCCAUUUUCCUGUGAAAUCUGUAACACUGCAUUUAACCGUAAGGACAAGCUCAAAAGGCACAUGCUCAUCCAUGAGCCGGCCAAGCGGUACAAGUGUCCUUUUAAAGCAGUAACAGGGUGCACUAAGGAAUUCAGUAGGACUGAUAAACUGAAAUCUCACAUAGUUACCCACAGUGGUCUUCGUCCUUACAAAUGUGGAGAGUGUGGAAGAUGCUUCAGCAGAAAGCCACACUUGAUUGAGCAUGAGAGAGGACACAGAGCAGACUACAAAUUCAAAUGUCAAAUCUGCCAGAGGGGAUUUUUCCGACCCAAACUGUUCAAGGAACACAAGUGUAUACCAAGUAAAAAUGGGGAGGCACCAGCGAGGGUGUAUCGACCCAGAAAUAAAAGAAAAGUGGGCCGACCCAGAAAGCGUAUGAUAACCAUAGAAGCAGGGAAAGAUGGAAAUAAGAAGAUUGAAGUGGAUGAGGAGGGGGAGGUGGAAGUUCAAAAUGUAAUGGUCAUGCAAGCUGAGAGUGAGGAGCCUGUGGAAGAAAGCCAAGCAGAAGUUGUGGAGGAGCCUCCUGUUGAAGAGUCAUCCCCAAAAAUGGUCAAGGCGGAGGAAGGCAGUAAAUCAAUGACAAAAAUAGAAAAGCCACCAUUUUGUGUCAAAGUCACACCUCCAGUUCCUCGAUAUCUUACCGUCAACAUGGCUUCCCAACCCAAUAGCAUUCUGGGACAUGGCAUUCAGACACAUUUCAUUCAGACCUCAACCUCAGGUACAGGUUAUCAGAACAUUGUGUCCCCCAAUACCAGUUACCAACCAGUUACAAUUAUAGAGGCUCAGUCCAUUCCAAUACAAGUCACUAAUCUGGAGAAUGUAGCAUUAAGUGACCAACUAUCUCUGCAGAUGACCUCAUUACAGGGAGGUGUUACUGUAAGCGACAGUAAUGUUUCUGUGAUUGAGAGUGUCCCCAUGCAGGUAGUGAUGCCUUCAGAGGACCCGGAUAGCAUGGUGACUACUCAUGUUGUUGUUAGCUCCAGUGGACAAGACCAGGGGUAUCACACCUCACAGCUGGACGAUUUCACAGGGCCAGAGGGAGACCCUGUCUUACAAGGCACUGAAAACCUGUUGAAGGCCCAUGCUGAAAUACUGCAGUCGGCUCAGUAGCACAUAUUACUAGCACAUAUUCUAAUAGUUGUUGCAUUUUUAAUUUAUUUUUUACAAUACCUCUUUGAACAUGAUUUAUUUAUUAAGGUUUUAGUUUUUGUCACAAAAACUAUUUAUCUCAUAAAUACAUGAAUUUAUCUAAUAAAUACAUGAAAUGUAAA
This is a messenger RNA of Saccostrea echinata, 3068 nucleotides long. Its product is annotated as zinc finger protein 341-like. The transcript has 12 exons. Lineage: Eukaryota; Metazoa; Mollusca; Bivalvia; Ostreida; Ostreidae. The record is from RefSeq and is a predicted model, not a curated record. The coding region runs from base 58 to 2907 and encodes 949 amino acids.